Messenger RNA from Dictyostelium discoideum AX4, 1563 nucleotides. It is a transcript of the gene utp18, whose product is annotated as WD40 repeat-containing protein. The coding region runs from base 1 to 1563 and encodes 520 amino acids. The transcript is spliced from 3 exons. NCBI's taxonomy places the organism in Eukaryota, Evosea, Eumycetozoa, Dictyosteliales, Dictyosteliaceae. The record is from RefSeq and is a predicted model, not a curated record. Gene Ontology annotation, cellular component: nucleolus. Gene Ontology annotation, biological process: rRNA processing.
AUGACAAAGAAAACAACUACUUCCACAACUCUAACUAAAAAAAGACCAUUAAAUGAAGUAACAACCAAGAAAUCAACCACAAACUUAACUAAAAAGAAACCAUUAAAACAAGUUACAACUAAAAAACCAAUAGAAGUUGAAAAACCAGCAUGGAAUGAUGAAGAAGAUGAAGAUGAAGAUGAAAAUGAAAAUUCAGAUGAAAAAAUAAAUAAUACAAUUGAAGAAGAAGAAGAAAAAGAAGAAAAAGUAGAAGAAAAUGAAGAAGAAAAAAUUAAAGAAAAUGAAGAAGAAAAAGGAGAUAAUAAUGAAGAAGAAGAGGAUGAAAAAAUUGUUAAAAAAACAAAAGUUUCAAAUGAAAGUGCUUGGGCAGAUGAAGAAGAUGUUGGUAAAUUUAAAAAUAGAUCUUUAUUAAGUGUAACACCAGAAUGGGCAAAAAUUAAAGAAAAAGGUGAAGAUGAUAAAGAAGAAGAAAAUGUUUUUAAUAGUAAUAAGAAUUUAGUUAAUAAUAAUGAAUUUAGAAUUUUACAAGAUAGAACUAGAAGUUCAUUAACAUCAAAAGUUACUGGUGUAGCAUAUGGUUCAAAUGGUAAUGUAUUUAUGGCAGAUUCAAAAGGUAUAUUUAAAGUUUUUUCACGUGAAAUCGAAGCUUCAAAAAUAUAUGAUAAACAAUUAUACGAGAGUAAAUUUGUUGAUUUCUCAAUUACAAACCUUUACUAUAUUGAAAAAUCAAAUGAAGUAAUUAUAACCGGUCUUGAUAAAGAGUAUUAUUUUACUUUUGAUGUUAAAUCUGAAAAAAUUACAAAACGUCCAUUAAGAGUUGGUAAAAAUUAUUUAAAAAAAUCAGCAAUUUCAGAAGAAUACUUUUCAAUUUCAGAUUCUACAGGUAGAAUUAUGAUGAUAUCGACAGCAAGUAAGACCAUAGUUAAUGAGGUUAGAAUGCCAUCAGCAGAGAUAACAACAAUGAAAUUCUCAUCGAAUGGAAAGAUAUUGUUGAUUUCAUCAGAGGGCUACAUUUUUUGUUACAAUGUUGAUAGUAUGUCAAUGAUUCAUAAAUUUAAGGAUUAUGGUAACUUUGGAUUGAAUUCGAUUACCACCAUUACAUGUUCACCAAAUGGUAAUUAUUUAGUGACAGGUUCUCAAUCUGGUAUUAUCAAUAGUUAUCGUUUCUCUGAUUGUAUGGAACAAACCACACCAAAACCAUUGAAAAUCAUUGACUCGAUCGUUUAUCCAAUCACUGGUUUAGAGUUUAGUCCAAACAGUUUAAUGCUUUUGGCAAGUAGUGAAUUUGAUAAAUUAUCUUCAAAAUUAAUUUUAUAUCCAUCUCAUCAAACUUUUAAAAAUUUUAAACUAUCAUGUAAAGUUGAAUCAUUUUGUUUCUCUCAAAAUUCUCAAAGACUUUUAAUUGGUGAAGAAGAUGGUAGUUUAACAUUAUUAAGAUUUAAACCUAUAAUUAUUAAUAAUAAUAAAAAUUUUAAAAAUAAUAAUAAGAAUAAUAAAAAAUAUAAUAAUAAUAAAAAUAAUAAAAAUAAUAAUAAAAAUAAAAAUAAUAAAAAUAAAAAAUAA